AUGGCUGCAUCCUUGGUGUUCAGACUGCACGACAGAGGCCCCGAGCUGGUGAGGGAGGUGCUUCUGGAGCGAGGCUGGGAGGAGUAUAAUGAAGGAGAGCGUGAGGAGGAAGACUGGAACCUUUACUGGAGAGGCUCUUUAUUUCAGACCUCACAAUAUCACAACCUGCUGCCGUGGCAACGCCUCAACCACCAUCCUAAAACUGUUGGCAUCACACGCAAGGAUUGCUUGGCACGCAACCUGAGGAGAAUGAAAGCAACAUUUGGUUCAGCUCUCUAUGACUUCAGUCCCACCACUUUCAUCCUCCCCAAUGACUACACCUGCUUCCUGGCUGAGUACAACAGACUGCGUCUGGCCAGAGGAACAUCGGUCUACUGGAUAGUUAAGCCUGUGGAUCUCUCCAGAGGCCGAGGGAUCUUCAUCUUCGAGGAUAUUAAAGACUUGGUUUAUGAUUGCUCUGUUGUCAUUCAGAGGUACAUUAGCAGCUCUCUGCUGAUCUCCGGCUACAAGUUUGACUUGAGGAUUUACGUGUGUGUGAAGAGCUUUCAUCCGCUGACUGUGUACAUUCAUCAAGAAGGCCUGGUGCGUUUUGCCACUGAGAAGUUCAACCUGUCAUCUCUGCAUAACCUGUAUGCUCACCUCACUAACACCAGCAUCAACAAGUUCGGUCCCUUCUACAAAACUGAAAAAGGAAGAGUGGGUCGGGGAUGUAAGUGGACCAUGAGCAAAUUCAGACAUUUUCUCCACAGUCAACAGAUCAACGAGCUGCUUCUGUGGCAGAGGAUCAACAACAUCGUCACUCUGACCCUCCUCGCCAUUGCUACAUCAGUGCCCUCCUGUCCUAACUGUGUGGAGUUGUUUGGAUUUGACAUCCUCAUAGAUGCCAAGUUUAAGCCCUGGCUGCUGGAGGUCAACUACAGCCCUGCACUCACACUGGACUGCCAAGCUGAUAUUUCAGUGAAGAAAAAGCUAGUCAGUGAUGUCAUUGAUAUGAUGAACUACACAUCGACCGACAGCUUAAGAGACAGAGCUUAUCGGAAACAUAGGUCUGAUGUUACAAACCAUGGCAACUCUGAAACUGAAGCUGAGAGGCAGCACUCAGGAGAGACAGACGUUUCCUCUUUGACACCUGACACCCAGGAGAGUGAGGAAGCGUUCACACGGCCUGCUGCGUCCUGGAAGCUCCCAAACAUUUACAGCACAAAGCCAGUUCGGAUCACUGCGGAGAAAACCACAGGGAAUGGACAAAAUAUUCCACCAGUGAAGGUUGGAGACUUCAUAAGGACGUUUCCAUUUAACAGGGCUACUCUGAAAGCCUCGCAGCAUGAACUGGACAUAAGGACAGUCCUACAGGAGAUUCAGAGCCUAACUGGACAGUUGGUUUCAGGCAAAGGACACAAGAUGAAGAGCAGGAGAGAAGAGAAGGUGACAGCAGAUAAGGAUGCUGAUACUGACUUUGAUUCGCUGUUGUGGGGACCAAAAGAUCCUCCAUUGAUCAGCCAAUGCUUCAAAUCAACUUAA
Haplochromis burtoni (Burton's mouthbrooder) is the source of this 1521-nucleotide messenger RNA. It is a transcript of the gene ttll2, whose product is annotated as tubulin tyrosine ligase-like family, member 2. The coding region runs from base 1 to 1521 and encodes 506 amino acids. Lineage: Eukaryota; Metazoa; Chordata; Actinopteri; Cichliformes; Cichlidae. The transcript is spliced from 4 exons. Gene Ontology annotation, biological process: protein polyglutamylation; microtubule cytoskeleton organization. Gene Ontology annotation, cellular component: cilium. Gene Ontology annotation, molecular function: tubulin binding; tubulin-glutamic acid ligase activity. The record is from RefSeq and is a predicted model, not a curated record.